GGGCGGCGGCCAUGGCGGUGCUGCUGGAGACCACGGUGGGCGACCUGGUCAUCGACCUGUACACGGAGGAGCGGCCCCGCGCUUGUCUGAAUUUCCUGAAGCUCUGCAAAGUCAAGUACUACAACUAUUGUCUUAUUUAUAAUGUACAGAGGGAUUUUAUUAUACAAACUGGGGACCCCAUGGGAACUGGCCGUGGAGGGGAAUCCAUAUUUUGUCAGCUCUAUGGUGAUCAAGCUAGAUUUUUUGAGGCAGAAAAGGUGCCGAGAAUCAAGCAUAAGAAGAAAGGAACUGUGUCAAUGGUGAACAAUGGCAGUGAUCAGCAUGGAUCACAGUUUCUUAUUACUACAGGGGAAAACCUGGAUUACCUUGAUGGUGUACAUACAGUAUUUGGAGAAGUGACAGAAGGCAUGGAUGUAUUGAAGACAAUUAAUGAAACCUUUGUAGAUAAGGACUUUAUCCCAUAUCAAGAUAUCAGGAUAAAUCACACAGUAAUUUUAGAUGAUCCGUUUGAUGAUCCACCUGGCUUGGCUGUUCCUGAUCACUCACCAGAACCUACGAAGGAACAGCUCGAUAGUGGCAGAAUAGGAGCAGAUGAAGAAAUUGAUGACAUGAAAGGACUGUCUGCAGAUGAAAUAGAAGAAGUUCAAGCAGAAAAAGAAGCAAAAACUCGUGCCAUUCUUCUGGAAAUGGUGGGAGACUUACCAGAUGCAGAUGUCAAGCCACCAGAAAAUGUGCUGUUUGUUUGUAAGCUGAAUCCUGUGACCACAGGGGAGGACCUGGAGAUAAUAUUUUCACGAUUUGGUCCCAUUAAAAGCUGUGAAGUGAUUCGAGACUGGAAGACUGGUGAAUCUCUUUGUUAUGCUUUCAUUGAGUUUGAAAAGGAGGAAGACUGUGAGAAAGCCUACUUCAAAAUGGACAAUGUGCUGAUAGAUGACAGACGGAUACAUGUGGAUUUUAGCCAGUCUGUUGCAAAGAUUAAAUGGAAAGGAAAAGGUGGGCGUUAUACCAAGGACGAUUUCAAAGAGUACGAGAAGGAACGUGACAAACCUUCAAAACUUGCUCUGAAAGAGAAGGUAAAACCAAAGCAAGAUGCCAAGUAUGACCUUGUGCUGGAUGAGGAUGUAGAAGAGUCUCAAACAAGUCACUCACACUUGGCUAAAAAACAAAAGAAGAAAAAGCACCACCACUCCGAAGAUGACGAUGAUGACAAGAGGACCAAAAAAUCUAAGGAUUCUGAUCGAAAACAUGAGGGAGAACGCUGUAGAGAGAGGAUAAAGAGUGAGAAGAAAGACAGGCAUCGGAGUCGCAGCCGUUCUCAGGAGAGAGAUUACAGCUACAGCAAACAGAAAGACAAAUACAAAGAAGACUUCCAAGCAAGAGACUGGGAUAAAAAAACAGACAGAAGCAGAAGUCCUAAGAAAUCAAAAGACAAAGAGAGGUCCAAGUACAGAUGAAGGAUGAGGAAAAGAAAGAGGGGGACUAAAAUAUGUUUUCUUCCAGUAUUUCCAACAUUCUUUCAAAUGGAUGUACAGUUACUGGAUAAAAGCAGUUGCCUUCUGUUGGCAGCCUGACCUUGUAAUUCUAUGAAUGCCCAGUGUAUGACUCUCAGAGUAAGCUGUGAUUCCAAACCCAUGGUUUCAAUAAAGUAUUUUAUGUUAGUUAAUUGGUCUGAAUCUCUGGUAAGGAAUGUUGUCUAAAGCUUUUUGGAAACAUAAGCAUGCACUAACAAGUGAAUUGCCCUUCUCCACUGUGACAGGAUUUGCAUGACGUACCUCCUUUAUUCAAGGAGGUUGUUUUUACCUUUCUGCACUUUCAGAUGUUGUGGUAGAGUGUGAUAGAAGACCUGGGGAGACAGAAGUGUGCUGUGCACAGUCCUUCCAGGAAGUGGGCAGAUACCAUUUGUAUAUGACUACUUAAAACUCUUUCCUUCCUUUAAAAUUAAGGGCUUCUGCUUGGCUUAGUCCCACCAGCUCCAUGUGCUGCCACCACUGUACAGCAGUGGUUAAAGGCACUGAAGUGCUGCUGCGCUGCAGAUUUGACAAGGAUCUGGAGAUGGUAGAGCAAUUGAGUUCUUGCUGCUUUUAGGAAAUGGCAGUCAUAGAAACAAAAACCAGCUUCCACUUGGGGAGAGCACUGAAUUCUUGCUGGACACCAGAGAUCCUCUUACUGGAGAGUUGUAACUUAACAGCACAAAGAGUUUCAACAGGCAUUCAUAGGCUUCAGCUAGCCCCCAGCCACUUGUGGGACAUACAGAACUUCCUGAUAUUUAGAAGCAAACACCUUAUUUCAGAUGUGCUCACUUUUCUGCAGCAGAAAUGGCUUUUUUUUCCUUGCAGAAAGUAAAUGCUUAAGAACUGAACCUUUAUAUGAAUAGCGUAUUGAAGUAAAUACUCAAUUUGUGUUGGUGGUCAAAGAGUCUUCAGAAUAAAAGGUUAAAAAAAUCAGUACAUCCAAAA
Pipra filicauda (Wire-tailed manakin) is the source of this 2456-nucleotide messenger RNA. RefSeq names its product peptidylprolyl isomerase like 4 (gene PPIL4). Gene Ontology annotation, cellular component: nucleus. Lineage: Eukaryota; Metazoa; Chordata; Aves; Passeriformes; Pipridae. The transcript has 13 exons. Gene Ontology annotation, molecular function: peptidyl-prolyl cis-trans isomerase activity; RNA binding. The record is from RefSeq and is a predicted model, not a curated record. Bases 12 to 1454 code for a protein of 480 amino acids. Gene Ontology annotation, biological process: protein peptidyl-prolyl isomerization.